CUCUCUUUACAGGGCCAGAGACCCAGGACCAUGGCCACCUUGGAUGUAAAGGCAGCCACCCGCAGGGCCAAGGCGGCUGGCAGCACCGAGAGGAUGAGCAAGUUCCUGCGGCACUUCACCGUGGCGGGGGACGACUACCACACCUGGAACUUCAACUACAAGAAGUGGGAGAAUGAGGAGGAGGAAGACGAGGAGGAGCCCUCGACGGCCACGGCGGAGGAGGGCAGAGGGGCCGCCGCCCCCGCCCAGCCUGGGCCCCGGCCCCCAGCACAGUUCAGAACCUCCCUGAGGAAGCUCUUCAGUUCUCACCGCUUUCAGGUCAUCAUCAUCUGCCUGGUGGUUCUGGACGCGCUGCUGGUGCUCGCCGAGCUCAUCCUGGACCUGAAGAUCAUCCAGCCCGACAGGAACAACUAUGCUGCCAGGGUGUUCCACUACCUGAGCAUCGCCAUCCUGACCCUUUUCAUGAUGGAGAUUUUCUUCAAAAUAUUCGUCUUCCGCCUCGAGUUCUUCCACCACAAGUUUGAGAUCCUGGACACCAUCGUGGUGGUGGUGUCCUUUGUCCUGGACAUCGUCCUCGUGUUCUGGGAGCACGAGUUUGAGGCCCUCAGUCUGCUCAUCCUGCUGCGGCUGUGGCGGGUGGCACGGAUCGUUAAUGGGAUAAUCAUCUCCGUUAAGACGCGCUCAGAACGGCAACUGCUCCGGUUAAGGCAGCUGAAUGCGCAGCUGGCGGCCAAGAUUCAACACCUCGAGUUCAGCUGCACAGAGAAGGAGCAAGAAAUUGAGCGGCUGAACCAGUUGCUGAGACAGCAUGGGCUGGUGGGCGACGUGAGCUAGGCACCCGGCCUCCUGGCGUGGCUCCCGCGGGGACAGGCCUCUGGAAGGCCCGAGCUCCUCUCUGGCUGGGAGAGUUCCCCGUCCCGCACCCGAAACCCUGCGUCUCGUUCAACACUUGACUCUUGCUUCAAGCUGAACAAAGCUGGCCGGUGACUUAGCCGCGACUCUGAGCUCGUCCCACCAACUGCUUCUCGAACUUUCAGGUCUUGUCCCUGGAAAGGAGAGAGAAAGGACCACUCCCUUGGCCUCCAGCCCACUGUGGACACCUUGAUCCCGCCCCGCUCGCCUCCCCAGGGCCGGGGUUCCCAGCUGGGGCCCCUCCUCUCCCUCUGGCAUCCUCCAGCUUCUAGCUGGCUCCACCCAGUUCUGCCCCCUGACAACAUUUUUCUCAAUUACCGUCCAAUUAACAUAUAAAUAAGCCCUCUCCUUCCCAGGGGCCCUCCUACUAGAUUCUUCCCAGCUUCAGCUGCUCUGCGGGUCCCUGGCCAGCCUCCCGUGGGAGAGCCAGCUAGCUUCAGCGCCUGGCAGAGACGCGGCAAUUAGCCCAGACUCCACUAUAAUUAACGUGGCAUUUGGGGAAAGAGCCCUCAGGAGGUCUCGUGUGCGCACGAUUUCCUGCCAUAGUUGCUAUUUUUAUACGCAAGCAAGACCUGAAAAGGAAAGAAAACCUGAACUACAAACAAUGACUUUUUUUUU
Sorex fumeus (smoky shrew) is the source of this 1530-nucleotide messenger RNA. It is a transcript of the gene HVCN1, whose product is annotated as hydrogen voltage gated channel 1. Gene Ontology annotation, biological process: proton transmembrane transport. Gene Ontology annotation, molecular function: voltage-gated proton channel activity. The record is from RefSeq and is a predicted model, not a curated record. The coding region runs from base 31 to 834 and encodes 267 amino acids. NCBI's taxonomy places the organism in Eukaryota, Metazoa, Chordata, Mammalia, Eulipotyphla, Soricidae. The transcript is spliced from 6 exons. Gene Ontology annotation, cellular component: plasma membrane.